Messenger RNA from Serinus canaria (Common canary), 3004 nucleotides. RefSeq names its product MIB E3 ubiquitin protein ligase 2 (gene MIB2). NCBI's taxonomy places the organism in Eukaryota, Metazoa, Chordata, Aves, Passeriformes, Fringillidae. Gene Ontology annotation, molecular function: ubiquitin-protein transferase activity; zinc ion binding; protein binding. The record is from RefSeq and is a predicted model, not a curated record. Gene Ontology annotation, biological process: protein ubiquitination. Bases 78 to 2942 code for a protein of 954 amino acids. Gene Ontology annotation, cellular component: cytoplasm. The transcript has 18 exons.
GUGUGCUGACCAUGCUGAGCCCGCCCGUCUCCGAGACCCCUCUGCAGGAGCAGUUUUAGGCUUUGCUGUGCAGCUCCAUGGACCCGGACCCCCAUGCCAGCAUGCAGGUGGGGAUGAGGGUAGUGCGUGGAGUGGACUGGAAGUGGGGCAGCCAGGACAGCGGCGAGGGCAACGUGGGCACCGUGGUGGAGAUCGGCCGCACGGGCAGCCCCACCACGCCCGACAAGACCGUGGUGGUGCAGUGGGAUCAGGGCAACAGGACCAACUACCGCACGGGCUUCCAGGGGGCCUACGACCUGCUGCUCUAUGACAACGCCCAGAUAGGUGUCCGUCACCCCAACAUCAUCUGUGACUGCUGCAAGAAGCACGGCAUCCGCGGCAUGAGGUGGAAGUGCAAGCUGUGCUUCGACUACGACCUGUGCACCCAGUGCUACAUGAGCAACAAGCACGACCUGGCGCACGCCUUCGAGCGCUACGAGACCGCGCACUCCCAGCCGGUCCUCGUGAGCCCUCGGCAGAAUCUGACUCGCAUCACCCUGAAAGGGACAUUCCAGGGGGCCAAGGUGGUCCGAGGGCCCGACUGGGAGUGGGGCAACCAGGAUGGGGGUGAGGGGAAGACGGGCCGCGUGGUGGAUAUCCGCGGCUGGGACGUGGAGACCGGCCGCAGCGUGGCCAGCGUCACCUGGGCAGACGGGACCACCAACGUCUACAGGGUGGGCCACAAGGGAAAAGUGGACCUCAAAUGUACUGUGGAGGCUUCUGGGGGCUUCUACUACAAGGAGCACCUCCCAAAAUUAGGGAAGCCAGCCGAGCUGCAGAGGAAGGAGAGCACAGACAGACAUCCCUUCCAGCACGGGGACAAGGUGAAGUGCCUGCUGGACAUCGACAUCCUGCGGGAGAUGCAGGAGGGCCACGGGGGCUGGAAUCCCAAAAUGGCUGAGUUCAUCGGGCAGACGGGCACCGUGCACAGGAUCACGGACAGGGGGGACGUCAGGGUGCAGUUCAACAGCGAGACCCGCUGGACCUUCCACCCCGGAGCCCUGACCAAGCUCAACACCUUUUGGGUUGGUGAUGUGGUCCGGGUGAUAGAUGAUAUGGAAACGGUGAAGCGCUUCCAACCUGGUCAUGGGGAGUGGACAGAUGAGAUGGCACCUACCCUGGGGCACAUUGGGAAGGUGAUCAAGGUCUAUGGGGAUGGAGAUCUGCGAGUGUCAGUGGGGGGACAGUCCUGGACCUUCAACCCUGCCUGCCUGACAGCCUACCAGAGGGAGGAGGAGGCCAACCUGAUGACCACGGAGAGUGCCAAGGAACCCAAAAGCACUUUGGUGACUGUCCUGGAGAAGCUGCUGUCCCAGAGGACAGAGUCAGAGCAUGCAGGGUGCCUGGUCAUUUGUGCAGCCCUCAACAACGCAGCCAAAGUCCGGGAGCUCCUCCAGAAAUACCCAGACAAGGUGGAUGCCAAGAACCAGGGCAGGACUGCCCUGCAGAUUGCCUCUUACCAGGGGCACCUGGAGGUGGUGAAGGCCCUGCUGCAGGCACACGCCAGCGUCGACCUGCGCGACGACGACGGGGACACGGCGCUGCACUACGCGGCCUUUGGAAACCAAGCAGAGGUUGCCCGUGUGCUGCUGGCCAGGGGGGCCAGUGCAGACCUGCUGAACAACGCCAAGUGCACCGCGCUGUUCAUCGCUGUCAGCCAGGGCUUCCCCGAGGUGGUGAGAGCCCUCUGUGAGCUCAGCUGCGAUGUCAACCUCCCAGAUUCCCAGGGAGACACCCCCCUGCACUGUGCCAUCACCCUGGACUACAGAGUGCUGAUUGAGACUCUCACCGAGGUUCCCAACAUCGAUUUCACCCUCCAGAACCGUCAGGGCUUCAACCUGCUCCACUACGCUGCCCUCAAAGGCAACAAGCUAGCCAUCAAGAAGAUUCUGGCCAGGGCUCGGCAGCUGGUGGACUCCAAAAAGGAAGAUGGAUUCACUGCCCUGCACCUUGCUGCUCUCAACAACCACAUGGAAGUGGCUGAAAUUCUCAUCAAAGAGGGUCGCUGCGAUGUCAAUGUGAAGAACAGCAGGAAGCAGAGCCCUCUGCAGCUGGCCGUGAUCCAGGGCCACGUGGCCAUGGUGCAGCUGCUGGUCAGGCAGGGCAGCGACGUCAACGCCGAGGAUGAGGACGGUGACACCGCCAUGCACAUGGCCCUGGAGCGCCAGCAGCUCCUGGCCCUGGCCCUGGAGAAGAGGGACGGGGAGAUGGGAGCCUCCCUCCUGGCCAAGCUGCAGGCUUCUGGCUUCCUGGGAAACGUGGAGCUGAACGUUGGGACUGCCAUUGCCUGCUACUUAGCACAAGAAGGAGCAGACAUUAAUUAUGCAAAUCAUCGGGGAAAGUCUCCUUUGGACCUGGUCACAGAUGGAAGGAUUGUCCAGAUCAUCAAAGACUUCUCCCAGAAAUUCAGGGAUCAGCAGGUUUCCUGUGACAGCUCCCCCAUCACCUGCAGCCUUCGCCGCGUGCACACCACGCCCAACACCAUGACCAACCUCAGCGUGGCCAGCCUGGCAGUGCCCUCAGAGUGCCUGGUCUGCUCAGAGCUGGCCUUGCUCAUCCACUUCUUCCCAUGCCAGCACAGUAUUGUGUGUGAAGAAUGCUCCAGGAGGAUGAAGAAGUGCAUCAAAUGUCAAGUGACCAUAACCAAAAAGCUGAAGCAAGACAGCACGGAGGUGGAGUGCAGCCCCAGCUCGGAGUGCACGGAGCAGAGGAAGCUGAUGGAGGAGCUGCAGAGCCGCUACCGGCAGAUGGAGGAGAGGAUCACCUGCCCCAUCUGCAUCGACGACCAGAUCAAGCUGGUGUUCCAGUGCGGGCACGGCUCCUGCCCGGACUGCAGCACGGCGCUGACCGUGUGCCCCAUCUGCCGCCAGGCCAUCCGCGAGAGGAUCCACAUCUUCGUCUGAGCAUCCUGCUCCACAUCUUCAUCUGAGGAGGAUCCACAGCUUCGUCUGAGCAUCCUGCUCCA